AAAUUAUGUAAACAUGACAUAAGAGUUUGUUUGGAUUUUUUCGAUAAUAGAAGCUGUUUUUUCUGGAUGGCUGUAAUCAAGUCUGCCGAUGCCAUUCGUACGAUGCUGGGUUCUACCAACCUAAAUGUAAAUAUCCUGGGUAAAGUCAUAUCCCACUCGAGAACACAACGAUGUAUAUGUUUAUAUGCAAUGCUGAAGCGUUCCCACUAUGAUGCUCUUGGCAUCGCUCCAGGAGCCACGCAGACUGACAUCAAACAAGCAUACUACAAGCUGUCGAAACUUUAUCACCCGGACCGAAACAAGGGCAGCGACACAGCGGCUGAAAAGUUCCACGCCAUCUCCGAAGCUUACGAAGUUCUUGGCAAUUAUCGACUGAGAAAAUUGUACGAUAAAGGAAUACUACAUACAGCUGGAAGGCACUACGCUCAACAUCCCCCAGUUUCUAAGGAACCAGAAGAGGACGACCCCCAAACGCGUUUCUACAAAAAACGCAUGACACGAACGCACGUUCCGUCUGCUUCGGGUGCUACUCCGAUAUAUAAUUUUGAUGAGUGGUCCCGUAACCACUAUGGGCAAAACUUCGCACGAAGACAAGCUGCUCAACAGAAGUAUAAAGCCAAGGAAGAACGAGACGCUAUUCUAGAUGCGCACGUAAUUCAAGCCUAUGUGGCGUACGGGGUUAUAGCGGUCGCGUUGGUGUACGUCUUGAUAUUCAUGCAAGAACGUUCGCAUGAUACACCGAAAGCAAUGGCAAAAACACCAGUGAAAGAUUAAAUCCUGUUCUAUUGUUGAUCGCGAGAGAAAUUAAUGUGUAUAUAGACGGUGCUGUUAAGAAAACCGUGUGAAUAGGCAAAUUUUUAAUUUAUAUUAGAAAAUGUGAAUCUGUUUUAAAUUUAAUACACCAUCAAUCAGCAGUUCACUGGAUGAGCUUUCAGCCGAAAA
Topomyia yanbarensis is the source of this 942-nucleotide messenger RNA. Its product is annotated as dnaJ homolog subfamily C member 30, mitochondrial. The record is from RefSeq and is a predicted model, not a curated record. The coding region runs from base 67 to 774 and encodes 235 amino acids. The transcript is spliced from 2 exons. NCBI's taxonomy places the organism in Eukaryota, Metazoa, Arthropoda, Insecta, Diptera, Culicidae.